Molecule: messenger RNA, 5625 nt
Organism: Pygocentrus nattereri (red-bellied piranha)
Lineage: Eukaryota; Metazoa; Chordata; Actinopteri; Characiformes; Serrasalmidae
Product: kelch repeat and BTB domain-containing protein 11
Exons: 2
Coding region: 1026-3032 (668 amino acids)
Molecular function (GO): protein binding
Source: RefSeq, a predicted model, not a curated record
UACUGCUUCACUCCUCACUGUAGAAGCUUGAUUUUAGAGACGACGUGGCCUGGAGACAUUCGUUUUGCCAGCACACCCUCAGUCCCCCAGACCCAAGACGAGUGAAGGAAUGCUUCUUUCACAGCCUACAGUAGCUUUAGUGUAGGGUUAACACAAAAGGGGGUGUGGCUUCAUCCAUAACUCCCCUGGCUUAGAGCAGAACUAAAAUACUAUCAGCUCCUGCGACGCAGCCCAGCGACCUUGCGUGGUCAAACUUGAAGAUUAGGAGAUGAGGUCUCCGCUCUUUUGGCCACAAAAAAAGACCGAACACGCUCCGUGGGCUAGCCUGUGCGCGAGCUGCAGUCAGAUAAGCUCUUAUUUCAAACGCUUCGGUGACUGAAAACAGAUGCUGGUGCUCGCUGAGGACCACACGGAGGGAAACGAGGCUUCGGCGAAUGAAACCGCCAUUGACUUUCUAUUCCUGAGACGUUGCUGGAGGACGAGCUCGUUUUCUGUGAGGAGGAAUUGAAGCAGCCCCGCUGAAAAAUCACCUGCAGUGUGGACCGUCUUGAGGGGAAGGCUGUGUCUGCCUUACAUAAGAGGGCUUUGUGUUAACGGGAACGCUAAUGUCCUCAGAGAAGACGGUUCGUGAGGGAAAUUCACGCCAACAUGCCUAGAGGAAGAAAAUCUGCUUAGAGGAUGAACACAGAGGCAGUGGGAGCAAAAGUGAUGCAAGGGAAAAACAAAGGACUUACUUGUCAAGCCAGGAAUGAAGCCAUCUGAUGGGGCUGGGAAGCAAUCAAAAGAUCCAGACUGCUAUGCUGAGGUGGUCCGAUUACGAUAGAUCAAGCAGGGCUGGCUGUGAAUGACUUUCUGCUGGACUCAGAUAAUUAACAGACCUCAGUCAGCUUUGGGACCCACUGGGAGUUUUGUCUGAGCUAGUGUCAAAGGAUGCGCAUUGCUAAAUUCUGACAAAUUAGAUUGUUCCUUUUCUUUUUUUGUUUAAUACGCUGUGCUCUCAGAGUGCAGCCCCUGACUGAGGAAGGAUGAACAGCUCGCUGCAAGAUAGAAACACCUUCACCGUGAAGGCAGACAUCAUAUUUCACGCCGCCAGCCACGAUGCCUCAGAACAAUCCAUCAUUACCGAAGGAAACGAUGAUGUCAUUCCAAGGACAGGAAAAACUGUUGGUUCCGAGCGUCAGGCUCUGUGCCAGCAGACAUCCUGGGAUACAGUGGAAUCUGGGAGUCUAACGGAAACUGGCAGUUUGGGACAGCAGAGCACAGGGGUAGGAGACUACCUGCAAGAUGGUGGCUCCAGUGACAGCGGGUUUCAGGAUCACAUUCAGUCACUGGGUGGCUCUAAAGCAGAAGCACUGGACCUUAGCGUUAAGCAGAGUGACUGCUUCAGUAAGAACGGCGUAAAGGAAGAGGCGAAUGGGGCUAGAGCUGAAGUGCCCUGUAGUCUGGCUCCUUCGCAUGUCCCUGCUAUGCCACCGGACUCAAGGUCUUUGGAACAAGCACUGGGUCACUUGUUUACUUCCUCACAGGGAGCUGGUGCAACCCAAUAUAGGCCAACCUACAGACAGUCUCCACUGGAACCAGCACAAGAUGUAACACAUAGUGGAAACGGGCUCAGAAACGCCCUCUCAGUCAGAGAGGAGCCCGAUUUAGUCAUUGAAGUGGGUGGACAGAAGAUCCAAGCACACAAGUCUGUGUUAGCUGAAAAAAGUGAUUAUUUCAAGGCCAGACUUUCUCGGGACAUUUUGAAGGUGAAAGGGAUGAGUUAUAAGACGCUAUCAGUUUUGAUAGAUUAUGUUUAUUCCGCCAAAAUGAAUGUAAACAAGGACAAUGUUGUGGAUGUCAUCACAGGGGCAAAAAUCCUGCAGAUCCCCUGUGCGGUCCAGGCCGCCAUUGACACCGUGUCCAUGCAGCUCACAGCAGAGAACUGCUACGAAAUCCUUACCAUCGCCAAAAAGCAACGGUUAAGCGAACUGAAGGAGACGGCAUACCGUUUCAUGAGCGACAAUUUCCUGCAGGUCCUGCGAGACCCCGCGGUUUAUGGGCGUCUCACUGGCUCUGAGAGGGACCUUGUCCUUAGGAAUCGCAUGGAAGGACGCAGCUGCCUGAUGGUGGCAGAGAUCAAUGAUGUUUUUGACCGUGUGGGCAGCAGGCCCCCGAGCAGGAAUAACAGCCGGCCCCAGAGCCCGCUGUCCACCGCUUCUUUUGAGGACAACCACAUGAUCUACUACUACAACGAGAGCACAAAGGACUGGCGCACUUUGACCAUCAUGCCUGAGGAUAUCAACACCAAGGGCUGUGGUAUCUGCUGCAUGUACAACUACCUGUUCGUGGCAGGUGGGAUCCGAGGGUACGGGGAGAAAGGGAAGGCUUCGGACAAGGUCUUCUGCUACAACCCAAUCACGGACCGUUGGAGUGAGAUACGGCCCAUGAACCAAGCUCGGUCCCAACUCAAACUGGUCUCCAUGGACGGACACCUCUAUGCCAUUGGUGGGGAAUGUCUCUUCACGGUGGAGAAGUACGACCCUCGCAUGGACCGUUGGACCACCAUUGCUCCUCUGCCCAAAGGAGCUUUCGCAGUUGCCCAUGAGGCAACCACUUGCAACGGAGAGCUGUACGUCUCAGGAGGUUCUCUGUUCUACCGUCUCCUGAAAUACGACCCCAAGAGGGAUGAGUGGCAGGAGUGUCCGUACAACAACAGCCGGAAGAAGUCUACUGAUAUGGUGGCGCUGAAAAGCUUCAUUUACAGGUUCGACGUCAACCGCGAACAAGGCGUCAACGUGUUCAAAUACAAUACCAUCGUCAAGAUGUGGCACGACUGCGCCUCCCACCAGCAAGGGAGCCCGCUGCCUUUUAGGUGCGCUGUCAUUGGCAACUGCAUCUACUGCGUCAACAAGACCCAGACUCUCCAGUUCAUUGUGGAGGAAGACGGUGCCAGAUUUGCGGAGGAACCUCUGAAAGCUCCCAUGGAGGCCAAAGGAGUUUUGUUUCCUUUCGUUCUGAGCUUGCCAAACAGGGGUGACCGAAAUGUGUGAUAUUUUCUCGUUCAUGUGACUCACCAAGGAAAACAGCAGACAGGAAACUGUGAAGAAGCAUGAUGAAUGAUUACAAUAAAAAGCUUUAUUUCUUGUGAAGUUGCCCAGUUAAACUGCUCGAAAUAGGAAUGUUUCUCUCUGCAUGGUGGAUGGAGGUGUCCAUAGGAUCGCCUUAGACGGACAAGCCCUUCUGUUUCAGCAUUGUGGGAUAGCGACGUUACAUGUAUACAACCUCAAUGCAUUUUUCCAUUUGUUUUGUGCACUUUUUUGUACUCGGAUGGUUGAACAGGAGUUCUCUGGCAGCAAAGAAUACCCAGUGUCAUAUGAUGGCCACCAGAGCACAAUGAAAAAGCUAUAAUUGCCCCUUUGCUUAGCCACAGAUUCUAUGCAAGUAAAAUCUAAAAUAGUUGAAACAUAAUUAAGUUAUCAGAGUGCUACUAGAAAUAAUUUAAUGAUUAAAGUAGUAAAUAUAGCACAAUAACUAAGGCAGAAAACUAAACUAUUUAAAAACCUGGACCUGUGAGCGAAAGCCUUUGAAACACUUGAAACAAAGCCAUUGAACAAGGCAACGUUAGGACUAACUAGAGCAAAACGUCUGUAGGCUGUUAAAGAGCACAAAGCACUUGACUGUUCUCCGUCUUUGGCAGCAUGCAGUAAGAAUACAGACAUCACUCGGGGAAAGUUAGAAUGUAUGUAGGUAACUUUUGAAUUAGCUACUAACAAGGGCUGGAUAAACAGUGAGCCGCCAAGUUUAUUCACUAAUUCAAUUGCAAAAAUUCCUCUCAUAUUAUAGUAUAGCCUGCUGCACAAAUGCCCAUCGGGAUGAGAUGGUCAAGAGUCCCAUGUUGAGGGCAGAAGAGGAGAAAAACAGGCACAACACGAAGGGUUUAUCCCUUGUAGUGAGCAAAUAAUAACAUAAUUGAAGCAUUGCCAAAGACAAGAAGGCUGAUUGUGUGGGUCUAGGCCACUUUGAGGCAGAUCCGAGUAGGUGGUGGACAUUUCGUUCUGUCUGAAGCACUUUCUCAUAACUUUGCUGAGUUGAGAUUCCACUAUAAGGGCAAAAUCGUGACUCAUAUGAAAAUUGAUGGCUGUGAUAAGGAGUUGUUUCAAAACACUCCAGGGUUAGGCCAAAUUCACUAAAGUAGUUGGUACAGUGUCAUGCAAUGAUCAACGAUUGGAUUUUGGCAGUCUUCUUACCUAAUGACUGGUUUUUACUGGAUUUAGUAUUUGCAAUAUUACUGGAUUUGUACAACCUCAACUUGCAAUAAGAUGCUAGGGGUCGUUGGGAGACGAUAAAUGGCGUGAGUGUGCGGCUGUCAUGCAAAUGAAUGAGCAAAGUAAUCUCAGUCCCAAUCUGCUGCUGCAUUCUGUGAACUGGAAACAAAUCUGCGUCAUAAUUAGGUCAAUUACUAGGGGUGUAACGAUUCGCAAAAUUCCCAAUUUGUUCCGAUAUGAUAAGGCGUGGCUGAAAAUGUGACUUGCAUGAACAUGUUUGCAUUUUCAGUUUAUUAAGCAUUAUAAAAAUUUUUAAAUAUUUGGAACGAAAGCCGUAAUGUGUAGUGCCCUGAUGUUCUAGAAGCAAAAUAACAUGCUAGUCAUGAUGCAGUACAGCACAAUUUAAUACAGUGCAGUGUAUCGCUGUCAGAAAAGAACCUCGUAUUUCCAAUUUUGACUUUCUGACGUAAUUUGAAAAUGCCCGUUGCCCUUUAUAUGGUGUGUAAAUUUCAUGAUGAAUAGACCGAAACAAACAGCCCAAAAUGACUCGGUUCCAAGAACAUCUGGUUCCGUUUACGUACAUUAAAAGUAAAGUAGGUUUUUUGCUUUUCCUAUAAAGUUACUAUUUUGGAGAUACACCAGUGACAACAUGCUGCAGUACAGUUUGAUAUGAUGUAUUGUUACAUCCCUAGAGAUUACCAUCAUUUAAUAAGCCAGUUUGAUUUAGGCUACAUCUGUUAAUAACAUUGCAUUGUUAUUCGAAUGCUGUGAUCAGUACAUCAUGAGCUAAAGCUCUAUAACUCUCACCAUGUUCUCUACGACUGGCAUCAUUUAUGGUAGAGCUGUAAGGGAAAAUUAUUCCUUAAGACUGGAAACAUCGUCAGAAUAAUCACGAUUGCUCUUGAUCAAGGCACAAACUCUGAAUGGUUUCCUAAAGCACAGUACAAACGUCCAACCUCCAGUAUGUCCUGUUGUGAAACUUAGAAUCCUGAAUCUUUUUUUAAUUACAGAUGUAUUUUUCUUAUGCCAACAAAAUGGACUUGGACUCAGAACUUGGCUUGGAUUUGUGCUUGACGUGACUGGAUGCUUCUGGUAAGGCAUUGUGUCACUUCUCAGAGGACAAAUGUUGAUUACAUUGACCGUUUGGAUGUGAAUAGGCUGGUUUAGUGUGGUAUGCUGUUGGCUGGCUGGCUUCAUUGUAUCGCUCAGAUGUGCUGGAGUGUGAUGUUGAUGCAUUGCUGAAGUGAAUGGCUUGAUGGGUUUAGCAGGUUUAUGGCUCAGAGCUUUCUAACUGCCCGUUUCAGUUUAACAGUCUAACAUGCAUAUGUGUCAGUGCUCAAAAUAAAACAUUUUUUUUUGGGUUUGCUGGUCAUUUAAA